AUGAGUUUCAAAGGCUUCCAGAAAAGCCUUGUCAGGGCGCCGCAACAAUUCAAGUCAAAGUUCAACAUUGGCGAGCACACCAAAGACGCCGUAUACAUCGACGCCGAGCGACGCUUCCAGGAGCUGGAAAAGGAGACAAAGAAGCUCCACGAUGAGUCAAAGAAAUACUUCGAGGCCAUCAAUGGCAUGCUCAACCACCAGAUUGAAUUUAGUAAAGCAAUGACAGAGGUCUACAAGCCCAUCUCCGGUCGCGUGUCCGACCCCGACUCCAUAAAGCCCGAAGGGAACCCGGAGGGUAUUGCUGCCUGUGAGGAAUAUGAGGCCGUUGUGCUAGAGCUACAGGAGACGCUGGCUCCAGAGCUGGAGACUAUAGAGUCCAGAGUUAUCCGGCCGGCCAACGAGCUGCUGGAUGUCAUCAAGGUCAUCCAAAAAACUGCUGUGAAGCGAGACCACAAGCAGCUAGACUACGAUCGGCAUCGUACCACCCUCAAGAAGCUUCAAGAUAAGAAGGAUCGCUCGGCCAAGGACGAAAAGGCCAUGUGGAAGGCCGAAGGCGACUGUGAGCAAGCAACGCAGGAUUUUGAAUACUACAACAAUCUCUUGAAAGACGAGCUGCCCAAGCUAUUCCAGCUGGAGCAGGAGUUCAUCAAGCCGCUCUUCCAGUCCUUCUACUACAUGCAGCUCAACAUUUUCUACACAUUACACGAGCGGAUGCAGCGGUGCGAUAUUGGAUACUUUGAUCUGACUAGGGACAUUGAGGAGGCCUUUAACGAGAAGCGAGGCGAUAUCCAAGAGCAAGCCGAAGCGCUCAGCAUCGUACGGUUCAAGACUACUGGACAGCGGCGGCCGCCUCCCAAGGUCGGUGGUCGCCCUACGAUCGAGGCUGCUAAGCCUCAGGGAUUGCUCACCGCAGGUUCUGCAACACCAGAGAAGAUGAGCCCCAAGUUCGGCGGCUUCCCAGCAGAAGACACGGGCGAAGCGGCCGCGCCGCCGCCAUAUAGCCCUUCUACGAAACCCGGCCUUUCAACGCUGGUUGCUGGCAAGGCGAAGCCUCCGCCGCCGCCCAAGCCCAAGCCGACCCGUCUGAGCGGUGCGCCGCCGCCUGAGACAGUGACGGCCCUAUACGACUUCGCGGCACAGGCAGAAGGCGAUCUGAGUUUCCGGGCAGGUGAUGUCAUUGAGAUUAUACAAAGAACACAGAAUGAAAAUGAAUGGUGGCAAGGCAAGGUGAACGGAAAACAAGGCCAGUUUCCAGGAAACUAUGUCAAGUUGAACUAG
Trichoderma aggressivum f. europaeum is the source of this 1278-nucleotide messenger RNA. RefSeq lists its product as uncharacterized. NCBI's taxonomy places the organism in Eukaryota, Fungi, Ascomycota, Sordariomycetes, Hypocreales, Hypocreaceae. The transcript has 3 exons. Bases 1 to 1278 code for a protein of 425 amino acids. Gene Ontology annotation, molecular function: lipid binding; protein binding. Gene Ontology annotation, cellular component: Rvs161p-Rvs167p complex; mating projection tip; actin cortical patch. The record is from RefSeq and is a predicted model, not a curated record. Gene Ontology annotation, biological process: plasma membrane tubulation; actin cortical patch localization; endocytosis.